Thunnus maccoyii (southern bluefin tuna) is the source of this 1033-nucleotide messenger RNA. RefSeq names its product claudin 10a (gene cldn10a). Gene Ontology annotation, biological process: bicellular tight junction assembly; cell adhesion. Gene Ontology annotation, molecular function: structural molecule activity. The record is from RefSeq and is a predicted model, not a curated record. Lineage: Eukaryota; Metazoa; Chordata; Actinopteri; Scombriformes; Scombridae. Bases 1 to 699 code for a protein of 232 amino acids. The transcript is spliced from 5 exons. Gene Ontology annotation, cellular component: bicellular tight junction; plasma membrane.
AUGGGUAACAUGGCAACAGAGAUUAUCGCUUUUAUCCUAACCAUCUCGGGUUGGAUCUUGGUGUCGUCGACCCUGCCGACAGACUACUGGAAGGUGUCCUCUGUGGACGGGACGGUCAUCACCACAGCUACCUUCUGGUCCAACCUGUGGAAAACCUGUGUGACUGAUUCCACCGGUGUGUCCAACUGCAAGGACUUUCCUUCGAUGCUGGCUCUGGAUGCCUAUAUCCAGGUGUGUCGGGGUCUGAUGAUCACCGCUGUGUGUCUGGGUUUCUUUGGUGCCAUCCUCGCUUUGAUAGGAAUGAAGUGCACAAAAAUAGGAGGCUCAGAGACCACCAAAGCUCGUUUGACCGUCCUCUCGGGCUUCCAUUUCAUUCUCAGUGGCCUCUGCUGCUUGACUGCAUGCUCUAUAUAUGCUCACAGGAUCACAACUGACUUCUUUGACCCCCUCUUCGUUGCUCAGAAGUUUGAGCUGGGAGCGGCUCUCUUUAUCGGCUGGGCUGGAUCUGUGCUUUGUAUCUUAGGAGGACUUAUCUUCUGUCUCUCCCUGUCUGAAGGCUUCAGUAUCAGAGCUGAAUACUCCUACAGUGGAGCUGCAUCAUUUGUGACGGCACGCAACAAGCACAGCAAGACACCCAACAGCCUCCACAAGGAACCACGGGAGCCGUCAAGGCAGUUUGGAAGAAAUGCCUAUGUGUGAAAUUGGACUCUUGUUGUUACUUGAGCUGAUUGUGGAACUUAACAUUAUAGUUUUUGGUUACCAGAAACUAUUUCACCAGUAAGAGGCAAGGAGCGAUUACUUUUAUGAACUUUUGUGCGUGAACUAUGAAAAUAAAUGCUGGAAAGUAUAAUUAAUGUGACAGUUUACAGAUUUUAUAGAUUUUAAGAGGCCAUGCUUGCUGAUAUGCUCAUCUAGCUGUUUAAACAUGAGAGACUAUGAUACAACAGUAAGCCACCAUUUAUGUUUUUGACAGUACAACAACAAUAAAAAAUACUUCUAAAAUAUCUCAAAUAAAUAUAGCUUCCUUUUUAAA